Molecule: messenger RNA, 2334 nt
Organism: Gossypium raimondii (Peruvian cotton)
Lineage: Eukaryota; Viridiplantae; Streptophyta; Magnoliopsida; Malvales; Malvaceae
Product: phosphate-repressible phosphate permease pho-4
Exons: 10
Coding region: 227-2083 (618 amino acids)
Biological process (GO): phosphate ion transmembrane transport
Cellular component (GO): membrane
Molecular function (GO): phosphate transmembrane transporter activity
Source: RefSeq, a predicted model, not a curated record
CAAUGCGUAAAAGUACUCUACUUUGUAAACAUCCAUUAAUGGAAAAAUAUGAUCAGUACAGCAUUGAAGACAAACAAGAAGAAGAAAAAUAAAAAAAGGAAAAGACAAACACCAAUCUAGGCCUUGGGUUUGGAGAAGAUGUCUCCAAUGUUGUAUUAAUGCUUUUUUUCCCCCCUUAAUUUCAACAAAAAAAUUGUGAUUUGAGGCCACACGGCUGCUAGCAAACAUGCCUUCAAAGAAUGACAAAAUUGCUGUUGAAUUGGCCACUAAGGUUGUUGGGAAAUGGAACGACACUUAUCAAUGGAUACCAACAUUGGGAGCUUUUGCCACCAUUGCAAUGGCGUUUUCAGUUGGUGCCAACAAUCUCCCAGCACCGUUCUCAACAUCAAUAGGUUCAGGGGCUUUAACCCUUCUGAAAGCCUCAAUCAUGGCUUGCGCCAUAUAUAUUCCCGGAGCAGCCUCUGCAAGCAACAGUAGAACAGUAGAUGCUUUAUUUUCUGAUUUCCUCAAAGAAAGUCAACCCACUGAAGGUUUCUUGAUGUGGAGUAUGGUAGUUGUUCUGCUGACAACAACAACGUGGCUUACACUUGCAACAUACCUAGAGUUACCAGUAUCAUCCCAGCAAUCGAUACAUGCUGCUAUGUUAGGAACCAUGCUGGUUACACAAGGUUUUGACUAUUUGCCACUAUGGAACAAGAACGAGAAUCAUGAUUUUAACAGUGGAGGACUGCUCUGGAUAUUCCUUGAAUGGACUCUUGCCCCAUCAAUUGCCUGUCUAUGUGCAUGGUUCCUCUUUGUUGUUUUGAAGAGUUCUAUACUUCGCCGCGAAAAUGCAAAGAAAAGGAUUCUUGUUUUCCUCCCUAUUGACUAUGGUAUAUCUGCAGGAUUACUAUGCUUCGUUAUCGUAUCUCAGGUCAUAGGGAACUAUGUGGAUGUUAAUAGAUUGACUGUUAUGAUUGCUGUUGCAGGGUCUGCUUUGAUUGGAGCUGUAUUAUCUUCGGUAAUUAGUACGUUCAUAGUAUACUUUGUUAUUGUAAAAUUAUGUUAUUAUCCAAUUGGUUUUUGCACACAGGUUGUAGUGGUUCCCUUGGCAAUUAAAAAACUUGCUACCACUAAAAACCAUAGAAACUCAAUGGAGAACGACACAUCCAUGAAGCAAGAAUCUGAGGAAAGUCGAGGAAACCAAGGUUGUUCUAAUGGUGCAAAAGUCGAUGAUGAUGUAUUGGAAGAUUUUAUGCAGAUGAGAGUUCUUGAAACAGUCUAUGAGGAGGAAGAAAGAAGUUGUGGUUCACUUGAUGUGAUCCAAGAGCCUGAGCAGGUUCAACCCGGUGAUAAUACAAGUUCGGAACAAUCCACUCCGUUUAAACAGCUGCUUAAGUCUACGCCGAAUAGGUUGUUGCAAACACAAAACUUUCAGAGGAUUGAAAAAACAACAACAAUCGAAAAUGUCAUCAAGUAUAUCAGAGAUACGGCGAAGUCCACUUUUUCCCCUGUCCUUGAGUAUGACAGAAGAACUCUUGUUCGACAUGCCUUGGCUGAAAAUUUUGAUGAUAUUGAAGACUGCUUCAGUUUUCCUCUACUUCUAGCAUCCUGCAUGGUUGCGCUUAUUCAAUCAACUACUGAGAUAGCUUCCAUCAUGAAUCCAUAUGUAGCUAUACUCGACGUGUUUGAGCAUAGAUCAAAAUAUUCUAGUGAAGACGUGGGACAUUUACAAGUAAAGUGGUGGUAUGGUGGCAUUGGAGGACUUGUUGCUGGAGUUGGAUUCCUUUUAUGUGGGUGGAGGCUGACUCAAUGCCUUGGUGGGAAGCUGACAUACAUGAGCAACUCCAGAGGAUGGGCAUCCCAGUUAACAACAGUGGCAGCAAUGAUCAUAGUUGCUAAGGUGAAGCUACCAGUUUCGAGUGUCCAAGCAUUCAUCGGUUUUUUAGUAGGAGUCGGAGUAGCGGAUGAUCGCUGGAAUGUUAACUGGAAAUUGGUAUGCAAGAUUAUGUGUGGGUGGAUCAUGACAGUAAUUCUUUGCCGUGGGAUUGCUUAUAUGAUGUUCUCUGCUUCCAUGCAUACACCAGCCUAUGCAGUGCCCUGAAGAGGUAAAAAAGAUAAAAAGAAAUUUACUUAUUUGGCCCAUGCAGGUCUCAAGCCUACGACCUUCACAUUAUUAGCACGAUACUCUAACCGACUAAGCUAAUAGGCCACUGUUUAUCUAAGUUCUAUUUUCACUUUCCUGAGCAUUCAGCCACUCAAUUUUGGGUUAUAUGUUUCUUCUUUUAGUUUAAUGUGGCCAGCAGGAUACAAACUUUUAAAUUUGUAAUUCAAUCAUUUCAUUUAUUAAGAUUA